GCCUCGCCCGCGUCUCCGCGCCUGCCUCAGCCGCCCCGGCCGGGAAGAUGCACAAAGGCUCCAAAAAGUACUUCGGGCAGAAGUCCUUCAGCGAGGUGGCCAUGGACGAGUACCUGGGCAGCCUGGGGCUGUACCGCAAGAUGACGGCCAAGGACGCCUCCUGCCUCUUCCGAGCCGUCUCGGAGCAGCUGUUUUCAUCUCAGAUUCACCACGCAGAAGUUAGGAAAGUUUGUGUCUCGUUUAUGAGGCAGCACCAGUCGAGGUUUGAAUCCUAUGUGGAAGGUUCGUUUGAGAAAUACCUAGAACGACUAGGAGAUCCAAAGGAAAGUGCUGGCCAGCUGGAAAUAAGUGCUUUAUCAAUGAUGUACAAGCGAGACUUCAUCGUGUACCGGUACCCCGGGAAGCCGCCCACACGCGCUACAGACAAUGGCUUUGAGGACAAGAUUUUACUGUGUUGUUCCGGUAACGGCCAUUAUGACUCUGUGUAUACAAAACAAUUUCAGGAAAAUGCUGCCAUUUGCCAGGCUGUAUUAUAUGAGAUCCUCUACAAAGAUGUGUUUGGCAUGGAUGAGGAAGAAUUAAGGUCUGCAGUUGAGGUGUUUCGAAGUGGAUCCAAGAAGAACAGAAACAGUGCUCCCGUAGGAAGUGAGGAUGCAAACUUUGGUUGUCUCCAUGAAAAAGUGCCCCGAAAUCCAUCAGAAAAGAGACUGGACGACUGGGAAGGCAAUGAUACUGAGAAUCCACAGGAAACCAAGUUCAAACAAGGCAUUGAAGAACAAAAGCCUCCAGAAAAUCCUCCAAAGAUGCCUGUUCCUUAUAAAGUGCUAAAGGCACUGGACUCUACCAUCUAUCGAAAUGUGGAGUUUGAUGUUUGGCUGGACAGUAGAAAAGAGCUUCAAAAAACUGACUACAUGGUGUUUGCUGGGAGACAGUACUAUUUAGGAGAUAAGUGUCAGGUGCGUCUGGAACCAGGAGAGAAGUAUUACAAUGCACACAUCCAGGAAGUUGGACAGGAUAGCAACACAUUGACUGUAUUUGUUGAGGAGCUGGCAGAAAAGCACACAGUUCCUUUGGCAAACUUAAAGCCAGUGUCACAAGUGGCUCCUGUCCUUGCUUGGAAUAUGGCUCACAACAGAAGAGGAGCUUAUCAGAAAGUAACAGGUGGACACUUCUCAGGAAUAGAAAUGGAUAUGAAAACACGGAAGAGGAUGCUCAAGAAGGUCCGUGGGAAGGAAGUGUUCAUGGCUGUGGCUUACAGCAGGGGACAGCCCGUGCUGCCACCCCGGCUGCAGCACAGUGCUCCCUCAGGGCGCUUCCCUCCCAUCCACUGCUCCCAGGGAGGAGCAGGCAUGGCACCCUACAAACCCUACCACCAGCAGAACCCUCCCAGACAGCACCGCGACUCUGGGAUGCCGAGCUCGUACAGCCGCAGCCGCCGCCCGCUGCCGUGUGUGAACAAGGAGUGCCAGUACGGCUUCGUGCCCGGGGCUGCUGAGGAGCCCCAGGGCCCAGAGGGAGCUGUGACUUUCUGUGAAAUUGAAGGAGAUGACACUGCCUUCCCUGCUCUGCCUGCGAGUUAUGAACAAAGGAGCCACAGUAGCCAUGCUCCCAUUGUCCAUGGUCCAGGGGCAUUUUGGGUAGCAAGGAGAGGUCCAAACCCUGUUCCAUCCAACAAGCAGACCCUGAGUGCCUUAGAGGAGGAGGAAGAAGCAAGUGAAAAUGGGAAAUUUCAUGAGGAAUAUAUCUAUGUAUCUCCAGAUCCCAACUGUGAAACUGCAACAGUGUUCAGUUCAGCAGAGCCUACAGCAAACUUGGAAGAAGGGCCAGUCUUGGUGUCACCUCAAGAUGAAGUGCCUUCCUACAGCUAUCCCCAGAAGGUGUUGGUGAACUCUGCAACAGUUUCCACUUCCACAGAUGUUUAUACUGCUCCAGCCACAGGUCUCUCUUCAAAUUCUGCUGCCUCCACUCCAGCCAGUGUCAUAACAGCAGCUCCCCCACAAACAGCAGUGCAGCCUGUCAUAGUAUCUCCCUUUUCUGUGGGGAGGCCAGCAGUUUCUUCAGUGCCAUUCCCAAUUUAUUCAGCUCCUCUUCCCCCAGUGAGUGAGGUGGGAGAAGCCAGUGCUGUUCUUCCAGCUUACUCUUGUGAUCCCAGCGGCAGUGAUUUGCCUCGAGAUACAAAGGUCUUGCGGUAUUAUUUUAAUAUGGGAUUGCAAUAUUGCCAUCAGAGCUGCUGGCCUUCCAUGAUGUACGUGCAGCCAGUGCUGCCUCCAUCUCCAGUGGAAGUUUACCCAGCAUAUGCUGAGCCAGCUCCUGUCCUGGAUCAGUCGGUGCCCCAACUCUUCCCUGAUGCUGGGCAAGCUGAGGUCCACCAGGUUCCCUUGGAGGCAUCAGCAAAUGGUAACUUCCAAAACACAGAGCCUCCACCCCUGUCCUAUGGGCCAGUGUAUUACCCAGUGGUGUCAGACCCCUUCAGCCAGCAGCCUCUGCCUGGCUUUGACUCUGUGGUUCCUGCCUACCGCUACAUUGGCACCUGGCAUCCCAUCAAUCCUCCCCAUGGAAAUUCCCCACCUGUGGCCAAGGCUGGGAGCUCAGGAGCACCUCCCCAGGUCGGCUACAUGGCCUCCCCUAACCCUGCACCUCCUGAUGCACCUCAGGGAAUGUAAACCUGGGAGCUGGAGGCUCCUCCUUGGCUUCUCAUUUCUUGUUUGCCAGCUCCUGUUAAUAUUGUUUUGUAAACGUUAUCCUCUCUUAGAGAGUUGAGUCAGUUGCUCAAACUGUGUUCAGAUUUCAUGUUUCUCUUUAGGUUUAUGACAAGAUGUUGCUUUAGUUGAUUAGGAAAGCAUAGGAGAAAAGUACUGUAGUGCAGGGAACAGCUUGGAUGUGAGUAGAGGAAGUAUGUGAAAAGGCAUGCUGUGACUAAAGACAUGUUGUGAGGGCUUGCACUGAACACUUAAACACCUGGUUCUUGCUGAAGCACUGAGCCACUGCCAUCACAACUCAGGUAAACACUGGGCACAGGGUCAGUAGAGGGGGACAAUAAUGUUUAAAAUAAGUUGACUUUCUCAGAUUUCUCAAGACAAAGCUGCUUUGCCUCUAGUGGUCACAUAUUUGUCAUAGAUGUAUUUCUUCUGUCUGACUUCAUGGUGCAUAGGUUUUCAUGGCUGUGGAAAGUGUAAGAAUAAUGUUUUGAUCUGUUGUAUAUUGUUGUAUAUUUGUAAGAUUUGUUUUGUGGAAGCUGUUGCACAUACGGUGGUGGCCGUGGUGGUUAAGUUGCACUGACAGCACGAAAUAAAAGCAUUGAACACCUGGAAA
Messenger RNA from Passer domesticus (house sparrow), 3312 nucleotides. RefSeq names its product putative bifunctional UDP-N-acetylglucosamine transferase and deubiquitinase ALG13. Lineage: Eukaryota; Metazoa; Chordata; Aves; Passeriformes; Passeridae. Gene Ontology annotation, molecular function: cysteine-type deubiquitinase activity. The transcript is spliced from 23 exons. Bases 48 to 2663 code for a protein of 871 amino acids. The record is from RefSeq and is a predicted model, not a curated record. Gene Ontology annotation, biological process: protein deubiquitination.